Messenger RNA from Neofelis nebulosa (Clouded leopard), 5900 nucleotides. RefSeq names its product zinc finger protein 227-like. The coding region runs from base 507 to 2933 and encodes 808 amino acids. Gene Ontology annotation, biological process: regulation of transcription by RNA polymerase II. The transcript has 7 exons. The record is from RefSeq and is a predicted model, not a curated record. Gene Ontology annotation, molecular function: DNA-binding transcription factor activity; RNA polymerase II cis-regulatory region sequence-specific DNA binding. Lineage: Eukaryota; Metazoa; Chordata; Mammalia; Carnivora; Felidae.
CAGCCUUGCUCCCCCCCCACCCCUCCGAGCCUUUUCGGCCUGAGCGUGGGACUAGUCGCUACCUAGGCGGCCUUUUUAGGAUGGAGGAGUCGCGGCCGCCGGCGGAGGCCGAGAGACGGAGGGCAGAAGUUUGGAUUCCCUCAGCUCUCCUCCCCCACUUACCGAGCAGCGCUGCUACUUCUAUCGGUACAAUACCCGGCGAGUUGUUCUCUGCGCUCUCCUUUCCUCCUCCGUACGGUAGCGAGCGAGCGAGCGAGCGAGAAACUACUGGGAAGCCCCGAGGCACCCCGCGCUAGCACCUGGGGAUGUCCGCUACGCUUGAUCCCGGAGACAGAGCCAGCCGUGCCGUCCCACCGCGUCCUUUUCUUCCGCGUCCCUGGGGUCGCAAAGGGGAGAAAGGACGGACUUCUUGGCCGCCCACGGCAUAGCCCCGGGUGCAGGAAUAAAGGAUUCCUGGCUCUUUGAACUUUCCAUCUGCUGUUAAUCCGGGGAAAACCUUAUGAGUUAUGCCUUCUCAGGACUCUGACCUUUCCGAGAAGGAGCAGGAGAAAAUGACCAAGUUUCAGGAGGCAGUGACGUUCAAGGACGUGGCUGUGGUCUUCACUAUAGAGGAGCUGGGACUGCUGGACUCUGCCCAGAGGAAGCUGUACCGAGAUGUGAUGGUGGAGAACUUCGAGAACCUGCUUUCAGUGGGACAUCUUCCCUUCAAGCCAGAUAUGAUGUCCCAGUUGGAGGCAGAAGAAAAGCUUUGGAUGAUGGAAAGAGAAACCCAAAGAAAUGGAUAUUCCAGUGAGAACCAUGUGGCUGUUCCUUCAGGCAGCAAGAAUCAAAAGGAGAUGGAGACUCUUCGAAAAGUUGCAUUAAAAUACCUUUCACACGAAGAACUAUCCUGCUGGCAGAUCUGGAAGCAGGUGGCAAGUGAUUUAACCAGCUGUCUUCAGAGGAAGCGUUCCCAGUUACUCCACGGUGAUUCUGUUCAGGUUUCUGAAAAUGAGAAUAAUGGAAUGAAUCCUAAAGCAGGUAGCUCCAGUUACACUGCAGGUGUAUCUAUUUUGAGAACUCAGGAUUCUUGUGGGAAUACCUACCCGCGUGAGUCACCGGAGCAGAGUAGAGGUCAGCAAGUUAAUGUGAAAAAUAACCUGAGUGGAUGUGAGGCCUUCAUGAAGCAAUCACUUAGCGAUCGUAUUAGCACUGGCACAGAACAGAAACCCUAUAAAUACAAUGAAUGCGGCAAAAGCAUUUGCGACGGUUUCAGUCGACAUGUACCCCCAGGAGGGGAUCUCUUUCCGUGUCGUGAGUGUGGAAAGGGUUUCGGUUAUAGCUCAGUGCUUCCACUUCACAAUGUUCACCCAGGAGAGAAAUGCUCCAGUCGGUGUCCACACCUGCAGGCUCUUCAGAGAAUUCGCCCAAGAGAGAAACACAAUAAAUGUCACGAACCUGGCAGUUGCUUCGGUAAGAGCGCUUUUCAUCCUCAUCAGUCUAACCACACAGGGGAGAAGUCCUACAGAUGUGACAGUUGUGGCAAGGGAUUCAGUAGCAGCACAGGCCUUAUCAUUCAUUACAGGACUCACACCGGAGAGAAACCUUACAAAUGUGACGAGUGCGGUAAGUGCUUUAGCCAGAGUUCAAAUUUUCAAUGCCAUCAGAGGGUCCACACUGAAGAAAAACCAUACAAAUGUGAAGAGUGUGGUAAGGGCUUCGGCUGGAGUGUUAAUCUUCGUGUUCAUCAGAGGGUCCACAGGGGUGAGAAACCCUACAAAUGUGAGGAGUGUGGUAAGGGCUUCACUCAGGCUGCACACUAUCACAUACAUCAGAGGGUCCACACUGGGGAGAAGCCUUACAAAUGUGACGUCUGUGGUAAGGGCUUCAGUCAUAAUUCACCGCUAAUAUGCCAUCGGAGAGUCCACACUGGAGAGAAACCAUACAAAUGUGAGGCGUGUGGGAAGGGCUUUACCCGUAAUACAGAUCUUCAUAUCCAUUUCCGAGUUCACACAGGAGAGAAACCCUACAAGUGUAAGGAGUGUGGGAAGGGCUUCAGUCAGGCUUCUAAUCUUCAAGUCCAUCAGAAUGUCCACACUGGGGAGAAACGAUUCAAAUGUGAAACGUGUGGGAAGGGCUUCAGCCAGUCAUCAAAGCUUCAAACCCAUCAGAGAGUCCACACUGGAGAGAAGCCAUACAAAUGUGAUGUGUGUGGUAAGGACUUCAGUUACAGUUCAAAUCUUAAACUGCACCAGGUAAUUCACACUGGAGAAAAACCAUAUAAAUGUGAGGAGUGCGGGAAGGGCUUCAGCUGGCGAUCAAAUCUUCAUGCUCAUCAGAGAGUCCACUCUGGAGAGAAACCCUAUAAAUGCGAGGAGUGUGACAAAAGCUUCAGUCAGGCCAUAGACUUUCGGGUACACCAGAGAGUCCAUACUGGAGAGAAACCAUACAAAUGUGGUGUAUGUGGUAAGGGCUUCAGUCAGUCCUCUGGUCUUCAGUCCCAUCAGAGAGUCCACACUGGGGAGAAGCCAUACAAAUGCGAUGUCUGUGGAAAGGGUUUUAGAUACAGUUCACAGUUUAUAUACCACCAGAGAGGCCACACUGGAGAAAAACCUUACAAAUGUGAGGAGUGUGGGAAAGGCUUUGGGAGGAGCUUGAACCUUCGCCAUCAUCAGAGGGUCCAUACAGGAGAGAAACCCCAUAGGUGUGAAGAGUGUGGAAAGGCCUUCAGUCUCCCCUCAAAUCUUAGAGUCCAUCUGAGCGUUCACAUUAGGGAAAAACUAUUUAAAUGUGAAGAGUGUGGUAAGAGCUUCAGUCAGAGUUCGCGUCUUCAAGCCCAUCAGAGAGUACACACUGGUGAGAAACCAUACAAAUGUGACGUAUGUGGUAAGGACUUCAGUCACCCUUCACGUCUUACGUACCAUCAGAAAGUCCACACUGGCAAGAGUCGUUGAAAGUGAAGAAUGUCUUAAUGGCUUCUGUCAGGAUGUACGUCAUCACAUAUUUGGAGGGUCGUUGCUGGUGAUAAACUAUCAAGUAUUGAGAGUGGAAAGGGAUUUCUUCAGAUGGAAUCUUUCUAACAUCCAUUAAAAUGGUGACGUGGAACCAUAAUACCAGGAAUGGAACUAGUAUCAAGGGGGAGGAAUAGCUUGUAACCCUCUUGGCAAGAUCCAUCUGCUAUAGUCUUUAAAAGUAAAUACAUGCCUAAAGAUACUGUGUGAAAAGGAUAUUUGCCAUAUAUAUACUAGCUAGUUUUUUUGGCGGGGGGGAGGUGGUCAGGGAGGUUUCUGGAUUACUUUAAUUUAUAUUUUAUACUUAUUUACAGUGACCAUUAUUUUUACUAAAGCUGUAAAGCUGUGAAAAGUGAAUAAAAUUACUGACUUAAAUUUCCUAGAACCAAGAAUUCAUACUAUGAUUGCUUUAUUUCAUAUGGCAUAUUGGAUUAAAAUUAAGGAAUAGAUCCCCUGGGAUGAAGCUUUGAUAUUCAGAAGUAAAUUUGUAUUUGCUAUAGAUGUAUAAAAAAGAAUGGUCAUUGCAUCAUUGUUUAUAAUAGGAAACAAUCAGUUGGAUAGAGUAUUUUAUGAUUUAUUAAUCCAGUAGGACACUAUGCAAACAUCAGAUGGGAAAAGGUAAAUUUAUAGUUCGGGAUAUUGGAAGAUGUCCAGAAUAUAUUAACCUGAAAAAAACAAGGCAUGGGGUUUUGUGUGAUCUCAUUAGAAAAGGUAUAGAUGAAUAGGUAUUUCUGGUUAUCGCUAAAUGAUGGUAUUUUGUUUCAUAUGUAUUUUUGCAUUUCUUUAAAUUUCUUAUUUUGAAAUAUCAAACUUUCCAAGAAAUGUAAGUUCUAUAACAUCUCUUGGAUUCCCUUUAUUCAGAUUGAUGAGUUAACAUGUUUGAAUCAUUCUCUCCUUGUAUGUGAAUGUGUGUAUAUACACACAUACUGAUAUCUGUAUGUACACAUAGAACUUAAAAAAUUUUUUUUAAUGUUUAUUUAUUUUUGAGAGACAGAGUACUAGUGGGGAAGUGGCAGAGAGAGAGGGAGACAUAGAAUUCAAAGCAGGCUCCAGGCUCCAAGCUGUCAGCACAGAGUCCGAUGCAGGGCUCGAACUCACAAACCAUGAGAUCAUGACCUGAGUCAAAGUCAGAUGCUUAACUGCUCAACCGACUGAGCCACCCAGGUGUCCCUGUACACAUAGAAUUUUUAACCACGAGUAUGUUACAGACCUCUUGCCCCUUGCAGCUAAAUACGUCAGUGUAUGUGCUAAGAACAAGGAUAUUUAAUUUACUUACACAGCUACAAGUAUAGUGAUCAGGAAAAUUUAAUACUGAUACAUAACACUAUUUAACUUACAAACCUUAUUCAAAUUUUAUCAGUUGUCCUGAUAAUAUAUCACAUUCUUUCUGGUUUAGAAUCUAGUCAAGGUUUAUACAUUUCAUUUAGACUCCUUUAAUCUGGAUCACUGCCUUCUUGUUUAUUUCUAAUGACCUUGAUAUUCUUGAGUGUUAUACAGUUUGGAUUAGUGUGAGGUUUUCUCAUUAUUGGAUUUAAAUUAUGCAUUUUUUGGCAUAAGGAUUCCAUAAGUGAUGUGUCCUUGGUGUAUCACAUAAGGAAACAUGGUAUGUUAGUCCUAUUCUAGGUGAUGAUAACUUGGUUAACUCGAUUAAGGUAGGUAAGCCGGGUUUUUCCACUGCAAAGUUACCAUUUUUACCUUUGUAAUUAGUACUUUGUGGGGAGGUAUAUUCUGGUUCUGUAAAUAGCUUGUUUUUCAACAGAUUUUCGUCCACUACUUUUAGCAUCCGUUGCUAAAUGCGGCCUAAAUCGACUGACUGAUGGUUGCAAAAGAGUGGUUUUCUACCAUCAUCAUUCCCUCAACAUAUGUUAGCCAAUAUCUGUACUGUUUGCUCAUUUUUUUAAAGUUUAUUUAUUUAUUUUGAGAGAGAGUGUACGGGUGAACAGGGGACAGAGAGAGAGGGAGAGGAUCCCAAACAGGCUUUGCACUGUCACCAUAGAACCUGAUGCGGGUCUUGAUCCCGUGAACUGUGAGAUCAUGAUCUGAGCCAAAAUCAAGAGUGAGACUUAACCGACAUACCCCUCCCCCGCCCGCCACCAGUGCCCCUACCUAUUUACUCAAAUAAAUUUGAGCACAUCCUUACGCUGGCACAAUAUGAUGUCCCAUACUUAUCUUGUAGUCCCCCACCCCAGCCAUGGAAUCUGUUAUUUCUUUAGGAGACCUUGUUCUUCACAGUGGGGAAUGGUAUUUAGAAAUUAAGGCCUGAGAAAUAGAUAUGCCCCUCACUACUGCGGGGAUGCAAAUGAUAAGUAGGUAGGUAGAUAAGGAUGUUGACAGGUAGAAAGAAUGAACCAUGAGUUCGAACCACCAAUUCUCAGUUCAGCAGUAUAGUGUUCUUUGUAGCCUUGCCCCAUUACAAAUGGCAUCUUCAUUCUCUAAGCAUAAAAAAUGUUACUCCCAGUAUCAUCCACAUACUAACUGAAGAGUAUGGACAUGCUCUCCCAGCUACAACUUGGUUCUGUUGUUCACGGGAAAAGAAUGGAGUAUUGGACAACUAAAGCUAGAAGCGACUUUUGAAUGGCAUAGUCUCUACCAUAAGUUUUCCCAGUCUCAGGUCACCAACUCUAAACCAAGUAAAAUAUCCUUGUUGGACCAUGAAGAAAAGUAUCUGAUAGAAUCAUUAAUCCAAAGUUGGGCAUAUCCAGAUGAGAACCUACCCGGUUAAUGAUCCCUUGCAGAUACUAGGACAGCGAAUGUAAAGGAAUAGUUCCUUUGAAGGGUAAGUUGGGGAGCAGUUCUGGCCAUUGACCAGCCCUGCAUUAAGUCAUCUAUUCGCCUCCCAUUCCCCCCUAUACUUAGAAGGAGCUUGACAAUUUUCAGGCCAUUGAGGACCACACCCCUCCAUUGCUUCUU